AGGCGGUCUCCCUCAUCUUCCCGUGGUCAUAAUAGUGAGUGUCCAGGUGUCCAGAGCAAGACACCUGACCCUCUGCUCCUGACGAGCUGGCUGUCGCCCUGCAUGGUGGACACCGCCGUGAAAAGUGGAAUGUGUGCAUGAAUGGGUCAGGUGAACCUGAGGCAGUUUGUAAGGCGCGUGGAGUUGCCACUGGUUGGAGCAGCGCUGUAUAAACGCAGUCCAUUUAGUCAAUUUACCAGAAGAGGGAAAGCGAGGAGUUGGUAUGAGAGAGGUGAGCGCUAUUCGCAGAGCUCCGUUUUUUUCACUCCAGAGCUCCUCCUCCUCCUCCUCCUCCUCCACUGGAGUCAGAGAGGGGUAGGACUGUCACAGGGCUCCUCCUCCUCUUCCUCCUCCUCCUCGCCCUCCUCCUCCUCCUCCACCUCCUCCAGCGGAGUCAGAGAGGACGGUAGGACUGUCACAUUUGCUGCUGCUGGUGCUGCUCAAUGACAGCAAGACGAGGGCGCAGGAGCAGAUCCCUCGUGUUUCGACCGGUUUUCUCGCUUCCCCUGAAGAUCAGGAUAAUAUGAAGACACCAUUCGGAAGGCCUGACCCCGGGAAGAACCCGCAAUCCUUCCAACUGAUUUGAAGCAGAGAACGGCGCCAUGCACUGUCUCCGAUAAACCAAAAAGACCUUCCCUGCUCCCCCCCCCCCUACUCCCUUGUCCCACCUCCUCACCCCUCUCCCCCCUCUCGCUCUCCUCUCUCUCUCUUUCUCUCUCUCUCUCUCUCUCUCUCCGCUCGGCUCUUCCCAGAGCGUGGGAAACGGAAUACCGCACCACCACAACCACCACCACCACCACCACCACCACCACGGCGACAUGGCUUCGGACCAAGUGUGCGUGGACUCCCUGGAGUGCCGGGCCCUGCCCGGCGCUGCCGCCAUCGCCACCUACAAGGGGCGCCAGAAGCUGCGCAGGAAGCUGAGGCCCGUGCGGAUCCUGGUGUUCGUGGUGGGCCUGGUCGCCAUCAGCGCCGUCUCCUUCUCCUACAGUGCCUUGAGGUGGACGUCGGCGGCGGGGGGCCCCGGGGCCCUGGCGGCCGGGCCCCUGGAGGCGGCGGGGGCCCCCCCCCACCGGACGCUGCUGUCCACCCAGCUGCAGCGGGACCUCAACGUGUCGGGCGACAGCGCGGUGGCCAUGAAGUCGGCGGCGGACGGGAACCACAGCCAGGGCGAGUACCCCACGGACCUGUUCACGCUGGAGGAGCGGCGGCAGGGGGCCGUCGUGCUGCACGUCUUCGGCAUGCUCUACAUGUUCAUCGCCCUGGCCAUCGUGUGCGACGAGUUCUUCGUGCCGGCGCUCACCGUCAUCACGGAGAAGCUGUCCAUCUCGGACGACGUGGCGGGCGCCACCUUCAUGGCGGCGGGCGGCUCGGCGCCGGAGCUGUUCACGUCCAUCAUCGGCGUGUUCAUCUCGCACAGCAACGUGGGCAUCGGCACCAUCGUGGGCUCGGCCGUCUUCAACAUCCUGUUCGUCAUCGGCAUGUGCGCCAUCUUCUCCAAGGAGAUCCUGAACCUGACGUGGUGGCCGCUGUUCCGCGACGUGUCCUUCUACAUCGUGGACCUCAUCAUGCUCAUCGUCUUCUUCCUGGACAACCUGAUCACCAUGUGGGAGAGCGUGGCCCUGCUCUCGGGCUACGCCUGCUACGUCAUCUUCAUGAAGUGCAACAGCUCGGUCGAGGGCUUCGUCAAGGGCUGCAUGAGCAAGAACCAGGUGGUGGAAGUGGAGGUGCAGCCAAAGGCCAGGCCCCGGCUCCAGAGAGGUGGAAGCUCCGCCUCCCUGCAUAACAGCCUGAUGAGGAACAGCAUCUUCCAGCUGAUGAUUCACACCCUGGACCCUCUCAGCGAAGAAUUUGCUGACUCUGGUGAGUGUACUUAUCACAUUUAUGUACCCCCCCCGCCCCCCUCGCCCUCUGCGUUUUUCGGUGUCCUGUAA
This is a messenger RNA of Gadus macrocephalus (Pacific cod), 1973 nucleotides long. Its product is annotated as sodium/potassium/calcium exchanger 2. The transcript has 6 exons. Gene Ontology annotation, molecular function: calcium, potassium:sodium antiporter activity; calcium channel activity. The record is from RefSeq and is a predicted model, not a curated record. Gene Ontology annotation, biological process: long-term synaptic depression; intracellular calcium ion homeostasis; long-term synaptic potentiation. Lineage: Eukaryota; Metazoa; Chordata; Actinopteri; Gadiformes; Gadidae. The coding region runs from base 858 to 1973 and encodes 371 amino acids. Gene Ontology annotation, cellular component: membrane.